GAUGUAAACUGAUGGCUUUCCUGAUUCAAUAUUUCUACGUGGUCGGAGCUUGUCAGUUUGCAAUGGAAGGCGUUCACCUCCUCGUCACUCUGAGCCAUGGAAUUACUAGGGUAUGGAAGAAGUGGCUGAUGUUGGCGAUUGGUUGGGGAUUACCUUUGUUAAUUUCUGUAAUUGCUAUUAUUAUCGCCACUGACGGGUAUGGGCCACCAUCGCCAUUGCAGAAAUUCUGCUGGUUGUCUUUCAAGAUUGGUACAUGGUGGAGUAUGCAUAUACCAAUCGGCCUUGUGCAAUUGUUUGGUAUUGUGUGUGUAAUCGUUAUUGGAGUUCUUCAGAAUAGGGUGAAAGACAGCAGUGAUGAAGAAGAAUACAAGACAUUUAAGAGCAACUUUGUGGCCUUUGUCUGUGUGCUAAUUCUAUACAUCGUAACAUGGUUGUUCGCAUUUAUGGAACUCGAUCCAUUCAAAACCAAGAUGCCGUAUUUGUUUCUCAUCUUUCAUGCCCUACUGGGUAUAGUGAUCUCGCUGUUAUACUGUACGUUAAACUACCAGGUAAGGCUGAAACUCAAGACAAAAAUAUCGCCCAACUAAAUAUGAAGAUGAAGACCAGGAACCUAUCGACAUUGUAUGUCAUGGUAUUCAAUAUCGAUUAUCAUCAUCUGUCACUUUAUAUGCGAUAUGCAAUAACUAUAUAUACUAUAAGCCCUAACAGUCAGUGAUCACAAAGACUCCCCUAAAAGUUAUUUUGGUGUAAUGUAAUGUCCAACUUACAUUACAUACAUCGUAGUAAUAAAGUCUCGUAAACCCAUGUUUUUACCAUGUUUUAUACUAAGCAAAGAGUUUGCUUCAGAGUAUUUCUACAUGUUUUUUGUUUUACUGACUGGGGUAACGUGAAUGUUCAACGAACUUACGUAAUUGAAUUUUGGUGCUCAAAAUAUGUGCCUUACUAAGCUUUCAAGCAUGCUUAUUGGUUGUUAUGCAAAGCCACAGCAGAUGAACCUGCUCAAUAUUGCAUGCGCAUGCGGCUAUUAUUUGGCACAUGUUGUGUGAACGUAACCUUAGUUUAAAAUACUGUCCUUUUCUAAGCAUUUAGUCCGUUACGAAAUCACAACUUUAUUGGCACUCCUACUUCGAUCGCAUGUGCAGUAUGCAAAAACUUUUCCAACGUUGUGCUUACGAAGUGAAACCGACCAAUUCUGCAAACAAAAACUUUAGCUAACUUACGUCAUACGUUUGAAUUUCGAAAACUUUUGUUUGUUUUUCUGCCUAAUAAAUACUGUUUUCGAAAGACAAUCGUCCGAUUGAUGUAUGAAGGAACGGUCAAAAUGCAGUUGGGAAAAAAAGUUUAAAGAAAGUACUAUAGUAUAGGUUUCAAGCUAAUAAAAUUCAAUAUUUGAUUACUAUUAUUACUUUUAUAUGUUCAACUGGUUAAAAUAUUUGUUGAAGGUUUGCAUGGCGAGUAUCAAUAACAAUCAAAUAAUUUUUUCGGUACUGUGUGAAAAUAUAGUUGUUGAGGUAAAGCACUGGUUGAUUAGUUGGUUGACUCGACAAAUUGCUCUGACCGUCUUCAGGAGAGUGGUUACUGUAUUGGUUUUCAAUUGAAAUUUAUAUAGAGAAAAAAUGUCCUUUAAAUAUAAGGUACAGUUCCUAUCUUUGCCUUAAUUGGCUGGUAAUUAAUUUAGGAAAUUCUUGAUGUAAAUAGACUGUAAACUGUUUUGUAGCCGUUUUUCAUUAGUAUGAUGACUACUUAAAACGUUUCAUGAGGAAUUUAGUUUUUUAUUGAAUUUGAGGGUUUUUUUAAGGACAGACAUUAUAUCGGUUUUUGUGUGUAGAAAAAAGAAUUUUUGAAAGACGCUUAGACAAACUGUAUAUAAAACAUUAUCUCAGUUGUAUUUAAACUACAGAUCAAGUUACUAAUGAUAUAGAUGCCUCAGUAUAUAUUUUAAAACAUGCUAACAAUCUACAGAAAAUAUUGUAUUUAUUAAAUUUACAUUAUAUACCGGCAUAUAUAUAUAUAUAUAUAUAUAUAU
Molecule: messenger RNA, 2026 nt
Organism: Anneissia japonica
Lineage: Eukaryota; Metazoa; Echinodermata; Crinoidea; Comatulida; Comatulidae
Product: CD97 antigen-like
Exons: 7
Coding region: 12-587 (191 amino acids)
Biological process (GO): adenylate cyclase-activating G protein-coupled receptor signaling pathway; cell surface receptor signaling pathway
Cellular component (GO): membrane
Molecular function (GO): G protein-coupled receptor activity
Source: RefSeq, a predicted model, not a curated record